Molecule: messenger RNA, 1080 nt
Organism: Aspergillus luchuensis
Lineage: Eukaryota; Fungi; Ascomycota; Eurotiomycetes; Eurotiales; Aspergillaceae
Gene: sonA
Product: putative nuclear pore complex protein (SonA)
Exons: 2
Coding region: 1-1080 (359 amino acids)
Biological process (GO): transcription-dependent tethering of RNA polymerase II gene DNA at nuclear periphery; RNA export from nucleus
Cellular component (GO): nuclear pore
Molecular function (GO): ubiquitin binding; RNA binding
Source: RefSeq, a predicted model, not a curated record
AUGUCGCUUUUCGGUUCCGUCGGCGCCGCGACGACCUCAGCUGGUCAGACCAACACCACAGGUGAUAUCUCCAAGGAUGUUGCCCUGAACCAACCUCCCGAGGACAGUAUCUCGGACCUCCGCUUCUCUCCGGCUAGUGAACACCUAGCUGUCGCUUCAUGGGACAAGAAGGUUCGCAUUUACGAGAUCAAUGAGCAGGGCCAGAGCGAAGGUAAAGCUCUGUUCGAGCACGAGGCCCCCGUUCUGAGCUGUUGCUGGUCGCCGGAUGGUACGAAAGUCGUCGGAGCUGGCGCCGACAAAGCCGCUCGUAUGCUCGACCUUGCGACCAAUGCGACCACUCAAGUCGCCGCUCACGAUGCGCCCAUCAAAUGCUGCCACAUGAUCCCAAACCCGGCCGGAGGAACCCCGCUACUUGUGACCGGCUCUUGGGAUAAGACCAUCAAGUACUGGGACUUGCGACAGUCGAACCCCAUUGCCACGGUGGAGUGCCAGGAGCGUGUUUACACCAUGGAUGUCAAGGACAAACUUCUCGUGGUCGGCACCGCAGACCGCUACAUCAACGUCAUCAACCUCGAAAACCCCACCAAGUUCUACAAGACCAUGCAGUCUCCCCUCAAGUGGCAGACGCGAGUAGUCAGCUGCUUCUCGACUGCCACUGGCUUCGCCGUCGGCAGUGUCGAGGGCCGCUGUGCGAUCCAGUAUGUUGAGGACAAGGACUCCUCCAACAACUUCAGUUUCAAGUGCCACCGUGAGACUCCUCAGCGUGAUGUCAACAACAUCUACUCCGUCAACGCCAUCUCCUUCCACCCCGUCCACGGCACCUUCAGCACCGCCGGUAGUGACGGUACCUUCCACUUCUGGGAUAAGGACGCCAAGCACCGUCUAAAGGGAUAUCCCUCCGUGGGCGGUACCAUUUCCAGCACCGCCUUCAACCGCAACGGCAACAUCUUCGCCUAUGCCGUCAGUUACGAUUGGAGCAAGGGCUACUCCGCCAACAACCAGCAGCUGCCCAACAAGGUCAUGCUGCACCCUGUCAGCCAAGAAGAAGUGAAGCCUAGACCAAACAAUCGGAAGAGGUAA